AUGCUGAGAGACACAAAAUCAGCAGAGGUGGACUACCCCCGUCCUGCCGAGGAUGAGGUGGCCCUGUCGCUGGAGAGGGACUGGACCAAGGAGGAGGAAGUCAGGGCGAAGCGAAAGUUGGAUCUCCUCCUUAUGCCGCUGCUCGGUUUAGGAUACUUUUGUUUGCAGCUGGAUCGUGGAAACAUCGCCAAUGCCAUCACCGACAAGUUCAUGGAAGAUGUCGGCAUCGACCAAGACCAAUUCAACGUUGGCCAACAACUGCUCUCCCUCGGCAUCGUCCUUACCGAGAUCCCAUCCAACAUGAUCCUGUACCGAGUCGGCCCGGGAAAAUGGCUCACUCUUCAGCUCUUCCUCUUCGGCACUGUUAGCACCUUUCAGGCAUUCCAGAAAGGGUACGGCCCUUUCCUUGCGACACGGUUCCUCCUCGGCAUCACCGAGUCGGGCUUUAUCCCCGGUGGACUAUGGACUCUGUCGACGUGGUAUACCCGCUCCGAGAGUGCCAAGCGCAUCAUUGUCUUCUACUUCGGAAACCAGCUCGGCCAAGCGUCCUCGAAACUCCUCGCAUACGGUAUCCUGCAUAUGCGUGGUGUGGCUGGUAGACCGGGCUGGUUUUGGCUGUUCGUCCUCAUGGGAGCCUUCACCUUGAUGUCUGGUAUCCUGUUUGGCCUCUUCUUGCCCGACUCGUUCAAGAACCCUCGCAGCACCUUCUUGCCGCGCGUGAACAUCUUCACCGAGAGGGAGAUCCACAUCCUGAGGACCCGUGUCUGGCUCGAUGACCCCAUGAAGGGAAAGAAGAAGAAGCGCAUCGGUCGGCCUGCGUUCAAGAAGGCUUUCCUGAGCUGGCGUCUGUGGGUUCACUUUCUGAUCUCGCUUGCCAACAACGGUCCGCUGCGUGCCUUUGAUACCUACGGCCCGUCGAUUGUGACCAGUUUCGGGUUCCCUGCGCUCUCGUCCAACGCGCUCGCUUCUGUCGGUCUCUACAUUCAGAUUCCAGUCGCCUUUGCGUUCAGUUACGUGUCGGACCGGUUCAACAAACGCGGCGAGACGGUCAUGGCUGGUUUUACGUGCCACUUGAUCGGCUACAUCUUCAACCGUGCCUUCACAACUUUGGGUUCUGACCUUCGAGGAGUCCGAUACUUUGGCGUGGUGUGGACUCAGGUCUUUGGAACCUUCUCGCACCCUCUCAACAUCACAUGGAUGUCUCUCGCGUGCACCGACUCGGAAGAGCGAGCAUUAGCCAUGACCAUGGCCAUCAUGGGUGGUAAUAUUGCGGGUAUUUAUGGUGCCCAGAUCUUCCGUCAGGAUGACCGACCACUCUACCAGCGCGGGUUUGCCGUCAAUAUUUCCAUUCUCGUCGCAGGCUUGUUGCUCGCCGUCGUCCGAUUCGUGGACGAUAGGCUGCGGCGUCGCAAGGCAACUCAGCUUGAGUCUCAGGCGGCCGAGUCCGACAAUGGCCACCUGAGCGACGAGAAGGUGGACCGGCCCCGGGACGGCGACGGUCAACCAGCGCGCGCCGAUUCGACUAAGGAAGGCGUCGUCCUGCCGGCGGUGACGGGUGGUGUCUGA
Molecule: messenger RNA, 1566 nt
Organism: Parathielavia appendiculata
Lineage: Eukaryota; Fungi; Ascomycota; Sordariomycetes; Sordariales; Chaetomiaceae
Product: MFS general substrate transporter
Exons: 7
Coding region: 1-1566 (521 amino acids)
Biological process (GO): transmembrane transport
Cellular component (GO): membrane
Molecular function (GO): transmembrane transporter activity
Source: RefSeq, a predicted model, not a curated record